Molecule: messenger RNA, 768 nt
Organism: Cooperia oncophora
Lineage: Eukaryota; Metazoa; Nematoda; Chromadorea; Rhabditida; Trichostrongylidae
Source: the annotation of a GenBank genome assembly
AUAGCUUAUGCAACACCCAUAAGUGUGACUUUUGCAUUUUCAUUUCUUAUUUGCCAAGUCAACAUCGGCGGUAGUUCUGAGUCUCACGAUAAUAGCUUCCUGAUCGAUCGAGAUCGAUAUUUUCCUCUGAAUCACGAGUUAACUGGUUGCGAAAGAGAACUAUGCAUCAGUUGUAUCACCUGUGUUAGCCUUGUGCUGAUCGGCGAUUCUGGAGUAGGAAAAUCUAAUUUGCUGUCACGGUUCACCCGCAAUGAAUUUAAUCUCGAAUCGAAAUCUACCAUAGGUGUGGAAUUCGCUACUCGUAGUAUUCAGGUUGAGGGCAAAACUGUGAAGGCUCAGAUUUGGGAUACUGCGGGUCAAGAACGGUACAGAGCAAUCACAUCGGCGUACUAUCGUGGAGCUGUUGGCGCUCUGUUAGUUUAUGAUAUAGCGAAGCAUGUGACAUAUGAGAACGUUGAGCGUUGGCUCAAAGAACUUCGCGAUCAUGCUGAUCAGAACAUCGUGAUUAUGUUGGUUGGAAAUAAAAGUGACCUCCGUCAUCUGAGGGCUGUUCCAACUGACGAAGCGAAGAUGUACGCGGAGAAGAAUCAACUGUCUUUCAUUGGUUGGUUUUUUUUGAAUCAUGGAAUUGAACAUAGAGUGAAAACAUCUUACCGCUUCCCAAAUAACCUGAUUCAUCUAUGUGAAAGCUUGUUCAGUUUUAAAUUUUAUUUGAAUAAGGCGCACGGAGUUGUAGCCAUAGGUGAAUUGUGGAACAUUCCCUCGUAG